GUUGGCCAGUUUAAGUCUCCCACGAUCAGCGAACCGUGCUCAGUCAGUCUCGGUGUGUACGCGUCUGCAGUCGUGGCUAGCAGCGCAACGGUUGCUUCGACGGUUUUAGUGUAAUAUCGAUAUUAGACGGGUGGUUUGGUUACUUCCUUCAGUGAGCUGUUACGUGUUACGCUUGAGCGCCAGAAAGAAGUCUCGGAAGAAGUGCACUCAAGGACGAGUGCCGGAAGAAAUCGGAAUGCGGAUCCCAGCGGCCGUAGUGUUGUUCAGUGUGGUUGCGCUAGUCGCUGCACAAAACAAGGAAGAGAAAGAAUUCAAAUGCCCCGAAGGCUUCGGAAAUGGAAACUUUGCCGACCCCAGCACCUGCCGGAGGUUUUACCAGUGCGUAGACGGGUUCCCGUACAUUAACCGGUGUCCAUCCGGGCUGUUCUUCGACGAUGUGCAAAAGUUCUGCACUUUCAAGAACGAGGCCAAAUGUGGUCCACUGGCCAACCAGCCGACCGCGACCACGGAGGCGCCAGUGGAUCUGGCGAAGAAGUGCAAUCCCGCCGAGUGCGACCUGCCGUACUGUUUCUGCAACAAGGACGGCACCCAGAUCCCGAAGGGACUCAACGCCGAUGAGAUUCCACAAAUCAUUUUGCUGACCUUUGACGGGGCGGUGAAUCUGAACAACUACGAACACUACAAGAAGGUCUUCAACGGCAAGCGGCAGAACCCGAACGGCUGCGACAUCAAGGGAACGUUCUUCAUUUCACACGAGUACAGCAACUACCAGCAAAUCCAGACGCUCGCUAAUGCCGGACACGAGAUUGCGGUGGAAACGAUCUCGCUACAGAUGGGACUGCAGGACAAGGGCUACGAGGAAUGGGUCGGCGAAAUGAUUGGUAUGCGAUCGAUCCUGAAGCACUUCUCCAAUGUAUCGACGAAUGAAAUCAACGGAAUGCGAGCUCCUUUCCUGAAGCCUGGACGUAAUACACAGUAUAAGGUCAUCGAGGACUUCGGAUUCAUCUACGACAGUUCGAUCAGCGUUCCACCAAGCCCAAUUCCAUUGUGGCCGUACACCCUGGACUACAAGAUCCCACACCAGUGCAAGAGUGGAACCUGCCCAACCAAGUCGUUCCCAGGUAUUUGGGAAGUCCCGCUGAAUGCUCACUACGUCGAGAGCUACGAGGGAGGUCACUGUCCUUACAUGGAUCAGUGCGUGCUGCACAACCAUGAUGCUGAUGAUGUGUUCGCCUGGCUGCAGGAGGACUUCGAGCGGUAUUACUAUCAAAACAAGGCCCCCUACAUGAUGCCGUUCCACACUAACUGGUUCCAGAUCCGAGAGCUGGAGCGCGGUCUGCACAAGUUCCUCGAUUGGACGCAAACUCUCCCCGACGUGUGGUUCGUGACGGUAACGCAGGCCCUGACCUGGAUCACCGACCCCAAGACGCUGAACCAGCUCAACAAUUACGAACCGUGGAACUGCAAGUCCAGAACCACCCAGACGCCCAAACCCUGUAACAUCUCCAACAAGUGUGCCCUGGCCUUCAAGGAACCGACCUCGAACAUCAGCGACACCCGGUACAUGGAAACGUGCUUCGACUGCCCGGCCGUCUACCCCUGGCUGGGAGAUUCCCACGGAACGGGCAUUCCCGGACGGGACAAUUACAUCGACCAGAGCGGAGCGGGAGUCGGCGGUGACGAAAAGGACGCAGGCGAUGACGACGAAAACUAGCGAGUCUGAUCCUUUGUGAUUUGCCUCCAAGAGGGCACACUACUUUUAGAGUAUUUUAACUUUAUUGAAAGAGAAAGACAAAAACAAAUUUAAGCUGAGCGAUGGAGCGCUCCACGUGGGAGCCAAAUUAUACAAAAUGAAUUUCCUCGAUUGCAGGGAAGAAAUAUUCUAACUUG
This is a messenger RNA of Aedes aegypti (yellow fever mosquito), 1890 nucleotides long. RefSeq lists its product as uncharacterized. Bases 236 to 1714 code for a protein of 492 amino acids. Gene Ontology annotation, cellular component: extracellular region. The transcript has 8 exons. Gene Ontology annotation, molecular function: chitin binding. The record is from RefSeq and is a predicted model, not a curated record. Gene Ontology annotation, biological process: carbohydrate metabolic process. NCBI's taxonomy places the organism in Eukaryota, Metazoa, Arthropoda, Insecta, Diptera, Culicidae.